AUGUCUAUAUUAAUUGAACGGCUCCAGAAAGAUUUGUUUGACAUAUUUAGCGGUUGCGACUGUGGCAACGCUGAUUGCUACCUGUUGCAUUUCAUAGUAAGAACACUCAUUUCAAUCUGUCUCACUGUAUUGAAAUUAAGGAGACAAAAUCAUUUGACUCCUGAUAAUCUUUAUCUGCUACAAAGGAAACUGAAUUUAUUCAUAUUUUCGCAGGAAAAGUAA
This is a messenger RNA of Schistosoma rodhaini, 222 nucleotides long. Lineage: Eukaryota; Metazoa; Platyhelminthes; Trematoda; Strigeidida; Schistosomatidae. The record is from the annotation of a GenBank genome assembly.